AUGUACAUGCUCCAGCUACUCUGGACGUCCUACCUCCCCGCAGCCGUCACAACACCAUUGGUGCAAGGCGCUGACUUGCUUCGCGGUGCCCUCGGGGGAGUGACUUGGGGCCCCGCGCUCUCCGUCUCGAAAGCUGCCGUUACCUCCCUCCUGAAGAAGAUUGAGAUUGGCCAAUUGACUAUACUCGACGAGACGACUGGGCAGAAAACUACCUAUGGGCAGAAGCUCGCAAAGGAGCACCACAAGAAGUCCAAUGGCACUAAUGGAGUCAACGGUGCAGCGAAGAAGGCCGGAGGAGUUCGCAACGUCGAACUGGUGGUGAAGAGGGAGACGUUCUGGGUUCGGCUGUUCUUGUUUGCCGAUAUGGGGUUCGCCGAGUCGUAUAUGCUGGGGGACUUCGAGUGCGAGGAUCUGACGAGCUUCUUUGAGCUGUUCAUCCUCAACCGCAGCCAGCUAGCUAAUGCGACGACGUUGACGUCCUCAAUCGCAGCAACCAUCACUGGGCUGGCCAGAAGUACCAACACUUUAUCCAACUCUCUGCUGAAUAUACAAGCACAUUAUGAUAUUAGUAACGAAAUGUUCGCCGCGUUCCUAUCGCCAGACAUGACUUACUCUUGUCCCAUUUGGAAGCUUGUGUCGAGCGCAGACACAGAAGAGGAAUCUCUCGAAGCGGCACAGAUGACCAAACUGAACCGAUUCAUCGAUGGCGCACGAAUCAAGUCCACGGACCACGUUCUGGAGAUUGGUACCGGCUGGGGAUCUUUCGCAAUGGAGGCGGUGAGAAAGACAGGAUGCAGAGUUACUACCUUGACUUUAUCGAUUGAGCAAAAGGCACUGGCCGAGAAGAGGAUCGCUGCGGCGGGAAUGUCCGACAAGAUCGAGAUUCUCUUGAUGGACUACCGAGCUCUCCCGACUCCGAAAGUGCUUUAUGAUAAAGUCGUCUCCAUUGAGAUGUUGGAAGCCGUGGGAGCAGAGUACCUGGAGACGUAUUUCUCGUGCAUACACCGACUUCUGAAGAAGGAUGGUAUUGCCGUCUUCCAAUGCAUCACUAUGCCAGAAGGGCGGUAUGAAGCGUAUGCGAAAGGAGAGGAUUUCAUCCGCAAGUACAUUUUCCCGGGCGGUCAUCUACCAUCGAUCAGCCAGCUGGUGGAAAAUAUCAGCAAGGGGUCGGACGGCACGCUUGUGGUCGAAAAAAUUGAGAACAUUGGGGGUCACUACGCGAAGACGCUGCGGCUGUGGCGGGAAGAGUUCCUGAGGAACUUCGAGUCACGGAUCAGGCCAGCGUUGAUGAACGAGCAUGAUAAUAUGGGUGAGAAGGAGGUUGAAGUAUUCCGCAGAAAGUGGAUCUACUAUUUCGUCUACUGCGAAGCUGGGUUCCGGACCAAGACCUUGGGUGACGCGAUAAUUACGGUAUCGCGGGAAGGCGGUCUGGAGACUAUGGAGGGCAUUCCUUUGUAG
Messenger RNA from Drepanopeziza brunnea f. sp. 'multigermtubi' MB_m1, 1458 nucleotides. Lineage: Eukaryota; Fungi; Ascomycota; Leotiomycetes; Helotiales; Drepanopezizaceae. The record is from RefSeq and is a predicted model, not a curated record.